Molecule: messenger RNA, 3801 nt
Organism: Cylindrotheca closterium
Lineage: Eukaryota; Bacillariophyta; Bacillariophyceae; Bacillariales; Bacillariaceae
Source: the annotation of a GenBank genome assembly
AUGCCAAUACGACAAAUAACCUUCCUAUCUAUCCUACACCUAUGGAUACACUUGGUUACGGGCCGGCGGGAGCUUCAGCAAUGCUCCUCAUGUCAAGCUCCGGUUACGUUUGAUCCAGCUAGACACAAGACAGUGUACACGGUUGGUGUCCUUGCCAGGAGAGGAGUCGAAACUGUGUUUGCCUCUUUCCAGAAAACCUUCGCAGAAUAUCUCUCAUUAACAGCCGGAAAAAGAUUCGACCCUCCCAUCACUUUUGAGGUGCUUGACCUGGAAAUUGAAUCCGUGACAGAUGAUAACAUCCCAGUGGACUUUGCAUUUCUGAGUCCAACUCCAUUUGCUUGUGCCAGUGCUCGGUUUGGCCUACAAUCUCUGGCAACAAUCACAGUCCUUACAGAAGUUGACUCGGAAGAAUACAAUUUGGCGGAAUUUGGUGGUCUCAUCAUCACACAAGCCAACAAUGCUGACAUAAAUGAAAUCUUUGACCUGAAGGACAAGGUCAUUGCUGCCAGUUCAAUUACGGGAUUUGGAUCUGGAUUGAUGCAAUUUUAUGAGAUGCAAAGGGCGGGAUUGUUCUACAUUAACGAUCCACUUCAAUACGUCUUUACCGGUGAUGAAGGCGCAGUUGUUCGGGGCGUUCUGGAUGGAAGGUUUGAUGCAGGAUUCAUCCGUACAGGGCUAAUUGGAAGCGUAACGGAUGUGAAUGGAAACAUUAUCGAACUCGACAACUUCAAAAUUAUCAACUCCCGACAAGACGUCACCGAAAGUGGUGGAAGGUUUCCAUAUGAACAUUCCACGCCUCUCUAUCCCGAGUGGAAUUUUGCAGCGCUAGGGAGAACCUCCAGUGAUGUCAGCCGAGCGACGCAGACCGCAUUGCUCGAUUUGACAGACCAUGCCAAAGCUGCCAACGCAUGGCAGUCUUGUUUGGAUAUUAAUCCAGGGGACACGGCUCUAUGCAACGAUCUUCAAGCCAUUGAUCCGACUGCCCGAUGUGAUACUACUAUUGAAAUAGCGAAUGUGUCUGCCAUGGCUCUUUCUGAUGGAGGGUACUCUGGUUGGAGAACAUCCUUGUCGUAUAUCAAAGUACAAGAGCUUCUACGAAACACUGGUAUCAUUCGAGACGAUCCGACAACGCAAACAUUGCAAUGUUCAUUUUCGAGUGACGUGUAUGACCACAUAUUGUGCCCAGAUGGUUUCUUCAAGUUGCCAUUUGAUUCCUUCUACACAAGUUGCGACAGUGCUGGAGUCAGCUGUGCAGACGGAUAUACAUGUAUUUGCAGUCCUUGUUACGAAGCCUUUCCAAUAGAGGUUGCUCCAAAAGUCAAUUACACUCGGGGAAAUUCAUGCGAAAAGAUGUCGGUUUGUUCUGUCAUUUCGCAAAAUGAGGAAAUACCAUUCAAAAUUGUUGACAACUUGAAACUCGAAUCUGGCUUGGAUUUGAGAGUGAAUGUACUGGAAGGCAGCAACGAAAGGCUGCUAGCGAUAGAAGCGGACCGUACCAACAAUUCGUAUUCCUUCAACUUGACUUCAACAACUGUGGGAAUAAUGGUGCUCGAGAUUUUCAAUGGGGAAACACAAAUUGAUGUCUCGCCUCUACGUGUAAAGGUGGAGUACCGAAGCUGUCCCGGCAGCCAAAUUGCAAAUGACAGGGGGUUGUGCGUUUGUAACAACACGAGCUAUCCAGUCUUUGGAUCAUGCGUCAGUCGAUGGAAAUUCCUAGUCGGCGUGAUAUUACCACUGCUCCUUAUCGGGUCCACUGCGCUGUACUUUUUCGUCAAACGGAAGCAACGCGAGGCAAAUAGUCUAUGGCUAGUGGACUCACAAGAGCUUGAAUUUCAAGAUCCGCCCAUCAUCAUUGGCAGAGGAUCGUUUGGCUUUGUCUUGAUGGCAGAAUACCGAGGGUCAAAAGUCGCAGUGAAGAGAGUCAUUCCUCCAAAAAAGAGCAGGCGAGGCUCGCAAAGUGCUCUUUUUGGGUAUGAAGAAAGGAAAGUUCAUAAACCGGCAGUAUCACCAAAAAGUAGCGUAUCGUCGACAGAGGAGGUGGAUUUGGAACAGGGGAAAAAGGCCAUUCGAACGAAACAUAAAGUUACCAAUGAGGAUAACCAACCAAGCCAAGUUGACGAGAUUCAAUCUCGGGAUACAACAAGCCAAAUGUCUGAAAACCUGUAUGAUUUCGCUGAUGAUGAAAGCAUUAGUAUCGACUUAAGAUCCAACCCAGAUUUGAAGUUACGAGAAAAGACUGAUGAUUCAAGUGUCAGCUCCAUUGGGAGUAGUCAGCAUAUGAGCAUGAGCUUCCAUGAUUCUGUUAUUAGCGAAGGCAUUCUCAAUUUGCAUGCAUCAACUGAGAGCCGCAUCAUUGAUCUUAACGAGGACGGCCUGAUCAAGCCGAAAUCGUCGAGAAAGACCCCCGUCGAGGAAAAGAGUUUAUCACAGCUAAGGCUUGAGUUUAUAGAAGAGAUGCGAUUGUUGUCAAAACUGCGGCACCCAAACAUUACGACUGUUAUGGGCGGGGUAAUUGAAAAAGGUGUGGAUCCGAUGAUGAUCAUGGAAUACAUGGAGCACGGGUCGCUCCAAGAAGUUCUUCUAAACCCAACAAUGGUUCUGGAAGCGGACUUGAUUUUGAAUAUACUGAAGGAUAUGGCUUCUGGGAUUCGCUUUCUUCAUUCAUCACAGCCUCCAGUUAUUCACGGCGACUUGAAGUCGCAGAAUAUUUUGAUCGAUUCGAAGUUCCGCGCCAAGCUUUCUGAUUUUGGAUUCUCGAAUCGUAAACCUGACAAAGCAACUGGAACGCCAUUGUGGAUGGCUCCAGAACUUCUGUCUGGGCAGUCCCUCAAUACUCCAAAAUCUGAUAUGUACGCUGUGGGUAUUAUCAUGUACGAAAUAGUCGCUCGGAAAGAGCCUUACUAUGAUGCCACCGAGUCAAAUCAAGAUUUACUGAAGGGAAUAGUGGACCGGAAGAAGAAUAAACGACCUCGAAUACCAUCAUAUUGUCCGAUUAAGGUGAAAAAACUCAUCAAAUUCCUGUGGCAUGGCGACCCAAGCCUCCGUCCAACAGCAAGUGAGCUUGACAAUAGGUUGCAAGAAAUGGAUUUUAAAGCGUUUGAAGCUUGUGCCCAUGCUUCGGGUUCUCACAGUAUGCAGGAGCACCCAAAGUCUCAAGGUGAUAACGAUGAACACUUUUUGUAUCAAGCAUUUCCAAGACAUGUCGCCGAGGUAUUGAAGUCGGGAGCGAAAGUUGAGCCCGAAUCCCAUGACAUUGUUACUAUAUUCUUCUCGGAUAUUGUCGGGUUCACCACAAUUGCUGGCCAGUUCGAACCAUUGAAAGUUUCGCAGCUACUAGAUCGUUUGUACCUGAAGUUUGAUGACUUGUCGAGAAAGCACGAGCUUUUCAAGAUCGAGACCAUUGGUGAUGCGUACAUGUGUGCUGGCAAUCUAGCCACAGAUCAGUAUCUUGAUCAUGUGAAACGUGUCGCGUUGUUUGCCAUGGAUGCCAUCGAAGCUGCAUCAACAACGCUGGUUGAUGAAGAUGAUCCUUCUCAUGGCUUCAUAAACAUCCGAGUGGGAUUCCACUCUGGUCCCGUUGUGAGCAAUGUAGUUGGUAAUCUGAAUCCUCGCUACGGAGUCUUUGGAGAUACCGUGAAUGUGGCUUCACGGAUGGAGAGCAACUCUGAGGAAGGUCGCAUCCAUUGCUCGAAAGCUAGUGCAAAACUUCUAAUGACUCAAGCGCCGGAGAUCAAAGUACGCCUGAGGGGAGAAACAGAGAUCAAGGGAAAAGGAAAGAUGACUACAUACUGGGUUGGUUAA